This is a messenger RNA of Harpegnathos saltator (Jerdon's jumping ant), 1393 nucleotides long. RefSeq lists its product as uncharacterized. The transcript has 6 exons. The coding region runs from base 293 to 1333 and encodes 346 amino acids. The record is from RefSeq and is a predicted model, not a curated record. NCBI's taxonomy places the organism in Eukaryota, Metazoa, Arthropoda, Insecta, Hymenoptera, Formicidae.
UUACUGCCUGUUGCCUGACAUUAGAGGUUUGUUCUUUUUCCACACUUCAGGACUGAACUCUGUGAAAAGUAUACACUGAAACGUUCUUUUUCUCGGAAGUGACGUUAGACUUGCUGUUCUUUUUCGAAGUGCAGUUGUCCUAGGUCUGAAAUAGUUCUGAAUUCGCUGCCCCAGGUCUUUAGACAGUGCAAGAGUUCAGCCAUAAAAUUCUAGCGGAAAUUUCAAAUGAAAAGUCUGCCGUACUACGCAUUUUGAUGAAGAAUAAGAAAGAAGAACGAGAAAUUAUGGGUAUAUGCAUAGAAACAAUAACACGAUUGCAGAAAAUCAAAAGGACAACAUUGGACAUAUUUCUAAGGAUGACAUCGGUAAUAUAAUUAUCAACAAAGAGGGAUGUGUCACAUGCACUUGUGGAGAUCUGAUAUUUCAACUGCCUUACAGUGAAAUUGAUUUUACAUACGAUACACUACAAUGUACGGUUGCAGACAAAACAAUAUUUAUAGAAUUGCAUGAAAAUGCAAGAAAUAUACCUUUGAAUAAUAAUAUAGCUCAAAAACCAUCUCAAGAAUAUAAUAGAAAAGAAAUAUUUUCAUGGAACGACGCAAGAACUAAGUUAUUUUUAACUUUAUAUAAAGAACACAAAGAACUAUUGGCAACUAGAAAAAUAAAGACACAUAAAUUAUUAUGGCAAAAAAUUGCUGAACUUAUGCAAUCACAUGGAUAUAACACAACAGUUUCUCAAGUGGAAAAUAAAUUUAAAUCACUUGAAAGAUCCUACAAAAACAUGAUUACAAAUAAUAAACAAACUGGUAGAGGACGCGUAUCAUGCACAUAUGAAACAGAAUUGACUGAACUAUUGGGACAUAAGCAUAAUAUUGAACCCUUAGCGGUAACAGGCAGGCAAGGUUUAAUUUUAAGAGAAGAAAUACGAGCGAAUACAUUCACAUCUAACAAUGACACUAAUGUAGAUGAGCCAUCUAAUUCAAACAACACCAUUUUAAACAAUACUAGUUAUCUUGCCAGCCAGCCCAGUACAAGCGAAACUAAUAUCCAUCCAAUCAAUACAACUGAUAUCAAUACAAGCAAUAGAACCGAUACCAAUAUAACCCAAAACAUUACACAACAGAUUACACAAACAUCAAACAAGAUUUCUAGAAAACAUAUGGGUACUACUGGCAGAUUGUUGCUAACGUGUCAGAAAACACUUCAAGAUAUCUCAAAUAAUAUCGAAGAAGAUAGAGCGGCUAAAUUAGACAUACAAAAACAAAUGUUGGCUGAGUAUAAACAUAUGCGCAAUACAUAUACAGAAAGUUUUAAUAAUAUAAAUGACAAUUAAACACAGCAAAUAUAAUAAGGGAAAAGAACAAUUAAAAACAGCAAAUAUAAUAAGGGAAAA